This is a messenger RNA of Corticium candelabrum, 986 nucleotides long. Its product is annotated as phosphatidylinositol N-acetylglucosaminyltransferase subunit C-like. Gene Ontology annotation, cellular component: membrane; glycosylphosphatidylinositol-N-acetylglucosaminyltransferase (GPI-GnT) complex. The transcript is spliced from 8 exons. Lineage: Eukaryota; Metazoa; Porifera; Homoscleromorpha; Homosclerophorida; Plakinidae. The record is from RefSeq and is a predicted model, not a curated record. Gene Ontology annotation, biological process: GPI anchor biosynthetic process. The coding region runs from base 1 to 846 and encodes 281 amino acids.
AUGGCGGACGGGGGGAGUGUUUCGAGGCGGAGUGUGUGGAGGAAGGUGUUGUUCGAGAAGCAGGAGUAUGCUGACAAUUAUGUGGACGCGAGUUUUUUACAGGAGAUGCGGAAGAAUGUUAGUACGGAGACCUACGGUUUAAAUUAUUUAGUGUGGCAUUCUGGCGUAGUAUCUCAGCAAAUAAGCAGUGUGGCAAUUUUUGCUGUUGUAUUUGCGCUCUUGGACAUGGAGUAUCUCCAUCCGACAACACUGUUUCUAUUGACUGCCAUUCUCUCUGGUUUUGCUGCACUGUUUUUAGUUUCUGUAGACAGCACGUCAUCUAUUGGCGAUCUCAAGACGUGUGUGAUAUUCACUGUUGCCUUGUACGGAUUAUCGCCCGUGUUAAAGACUCUCACCGAGUCUAUCAGUACAGACACGAUCUAUGCAAUGACUACGUUUAUGCUUCUUGUUCAUCUUUUGUUUCACAACUAUGGAGCUGAAGGAGCAAUGGUUUCUCAUGCCAUCUCUCUUAACUCAGCAACAUUUGCCUCUGUAUGUCUGGCUUCUCGUCUCCCAACAGUCUGGCACGUGUUUGUAACCAUCCUCUUUGCUAUCUCGCUGUUUGCACUUGGGCCACUGACACGACUCAAGCUAAAGAUGUGGCGACCUUCGUUUGACUUUGUUUCUACUGCUCUGCUGGGUGUUGUGUCAACAGUGGCAGUUUUCUCUCUCUCAACAAGUCUCACUGUUUUACUUGCCAUUGCACACGUUGCUGUCAUAUUUCUUUGCCCUCUUUGGCUGUUUAGACUGCAGAAGCUAAAGAACACUAUCCAUGGACCGUGGGACGAAGCAGUCAUCACUGAGUGAUGAACGGAAAUGACUGAUAUUACAACAUAUAUAGCUGUAUCAGCUGCCCAUUAUGGUAUACAGCGUAUACUGCAACAAUAUGGAGAACAUGUACAUACAAUGAGCACACAAACUUCAGGCAAUUGACUCCCUUAGCAUUA